Molecule: messenger RNA, 4331 nt
Organism: Lagopus muta (rock ptarmigan)
Lineage: Eukaryota; Metazoa; Chordata; Aves; Galliformes; Phasianidae
Gene: NEU2
Product: neuraminidase 2
Exons: 8
Coding region: 2978-4117 (379 amino acids)
Biological process (GO): oligosaccharide catabolic process; ganglioside catabolic process
Cellular component (GO): membrane; cytoplasm; lysosome
Molecular function (GO): exo-alpha-sialidase activity
Source: RefSeq, a predicted model, not a curated record
GAUGGAUGGCAGGACCAAGGCAGUGCCACCUCGGAUCUUCUUCCACUGCCAUGGAGCUGCAGGCUCAGGCAGAAGUGCCCUCUCCUCCUGAUCUCAGCCAUCCAGGUAGCACUUUGGAAGAGGUUUUUUUUGUCUGUCUCGCUAUAUGAACAAUGAAUUCUCUCAGGAAUUCCUAGGUUCCCAAAGCACACGAGCACUGGAAAUUGUCCUUGUGGCCUCAUAAUGUUGGUCAUGCUCUGGUGCAGUGAAUCAUGACCAUGGUUGGUGAAGGAGAGUGAGUUUGGGCUUGCAUUCGUUGUGCAAAGGAAGAAGGGGGAUUUGGUAGUUCUGAGCUUCAAGUGCAGGCUGAUCUUGUCCAUUGCUGCAUUAAAAGCCUGAUAAUUAGUGUGAGCUUGUAAUUAGUUUGUCUUAUCAAAUUCAUAUAAUUACUUAAGCUAUGGUUGGGGGACGAAGUUCCAGGCUUGGCCUGUGUGGUCAGCUGCAAAUCAACCUUUCCAAUGUUCUUAUGUUUGUCUGAAUUCAAAAGCAGCCCUUAGAAUAAAGCUGUGCAAGGAGUUGGUUUUCCAACAACACUGAAAUGCAGGAUUUUGUUUUUGUUGUCUUACAGCAGUUUUUAGAACUCAACUCUCAGGAACUAAAAAUGAGAAGAUGCGACCCAGCAUAUCUUAUUCAUGAAACAUUCCCCAAACCCUUGAGGCAGUGGGAGUUUCACACCAAGAAAGGCCACGAGAUGAAGUAAGAAGCUCUGUUUUAAUCUGAGCUAACCAAAUCCGCAGAGAAGUGUGAAGUUAUUAAUAGAUUCAAAUAACGUUAUACCUAGUAAAAUGUAUUUUCAUACUUCAGGUUCAUUCAGAUUUUCUUUCUGCUCACGUGUGGUUUUUUAGUAGUGCUUUUGACAACAAAUUGCAAAAAUGCCAUUUUUAUUCCUUUUUUUUUUUUUUUGACAGAGAGAUAAGUGGAACUCCUCAUCCCUAAUAUUUUUAGAUUAUAAAGGCCAAGGGCACAUCUGUUCUCCUGAGCCUCCUUAAGCUUUCACCAAAAUACCUUAAUUAAAUCUGUUGGGGCUGGCAGUCUUACUGACGAAUAAAAAUGUUCAGAACUUCCUAUGAUGAGAUCUUUACCUGCCUAUAACCUUUUGAUGCUCAGAAUCACUAGGACUCCUUACUUGCUGACCAUAGGCUGCUGCUACUUUCUUUUAAAAAAGGGGCUCAACAGCUUCUUAGGUUAAGGAAGAUAUAAUUUGAUGCUAUUAAAGGAAAACAGAAAUCCUGCCUUUUUAUCCUCUGAGAAGCUUUGGCUUCUCUUGAAAUGUGGGAUGAAAUUUGGGCUUUUCCAGGGCUUUAUCUUUGUCUGACCUGUGAAAAUCCAUAGGGAUUACAGGCUAUUUUGCACUCUAUCCAAUACACACAAACUGGAGAUUUGGAUUUUAGCAUCUAAAAUUCCCUGAGCUGCUGCCCAUGGAGAGAACAGGUGCCCUGUCCAGGGCUGAGACAAACAUUUCUGAUUCUGCAGCAGUAGAAAUGGCCUGGUGCAGUUCUAGGCACUACAAAUAAAGGCUGCUUCUCCUGUACCCUCAGUGCUCCUCGUGCUGGGUCCAAGCAGCACAACGAGACAAUUGUUUGGCUGAAAAGCAGAGGGAAGAGGACCCAAGCAUGGAGAGGGAACAGUCUGCUUCUGGACCAAGAGUCUGCUACGAAGAGAAGAACUGCCCACAGCUGGGUGCUUUGGGAAGUGGUGAGUUGGAGAGGGCUGCAGAAUGCAGGUGUGAGGAUGAGAGACUAAGAUUGUAUGCAGAGCAAAAGAGUGAUGGGCCUGGGGAAUGUCAGGACACAGAGAUGUGGGCUGCAGAGGGGAAGAGGAGGGAGUAACACAUGUGGGAAACAUUAGCCUGAGGAGAUCGGGUGGAGAAUCACAAGUUGGGGUUGGUUGAGGAUCAGGGUAUGUUUAAAAGAAGUGCUGGGAGAGCUGGAGAGCAGAGCCUGAAUGCUGUUUGAUGAAACCGUGGCUUGGCUGAAGGAGCUGAGGAACAGAGACUGGAUGGAAUAGAGAAAUGAAGAGCAUCCAUACUGAACAGCAGGAGCACCGCUGGGCUACCGAGCAGUCCCUAAUAAGUAGGAUGGUUGGCCAAAAGUGAUUAUAAAAGUGGAGGAGGGAAAGACUUGCCUGUUUUCUAGGAUAGGCAGGAGUGAAAGGAGAGUUGCUUAUUAUGGUGGCUAUGAAGAAUAUUAGUUUUCUGCCAAACUGACAUCCUCUGAUGGCUUGCCAAAGCAAGAUGAGCAUCAGCACUGGCACAAGAAAGGAGGCAUGGUUGCUCAAGAGAGAGGGAAGAUGGUAACACGAAAGAAUUUAAUUAAGUUGGUUGGUUGUAAAUCCACACCCUUGCAACUCUGUGUUUGGCUUGCACAGAUCAAAAUCACAAUUGCUGUCAAUAAAUUGAGACACAAGAAGCAUUAAUGGCAGCAAUGGAAACAGUAGAGAAGAGAGUAAAGCAAGAGAAACAACAAGGAAAAGGAAAGGCAAGGCCAUCUCUAACAACAGCAGCAGCAGCAGUUCCACGUUGCACCAGCAGCUCAAGCUUCCCACCACAUGCUAGGACCCCAGGUUCACACUCCCUCCUACUCAACCCUGCUCAUUGCUUCAUUGACUGCAGCUGCUGGGGUGAAGAUGGGCAUUGGUAGCACCUCCACAUAAGCUGCUGGGGAGUGCACCUGCAUACACCAGCAUGUUGUUCCAGUACUACGGCCUGGAGAUUCCUGUGUUGACCCAUUUCUUCAUCUCAAAACAGUGUACUGAUGGAUGGGAGCAAACUUUCACGGUGCUCAGGAGCUCUAUGAGAGGACGCACUGCAAGUCUGCAUGUAGAGAUUGAAGGAAUUUUACCCUCCUCAGCAUGAGGGGACGAGAAGACCAGGAUAUGACAGCGUGCUGAAUGGUGUAACUAUCAGCAACAACGCAGUCCUGUCAAUCCAUGCAGCACGAUGGCUUCGUUUCCUGUCCUCAAGCAAGAGGUGUUGUUCCGGAAUGGCACGUGGAGCUAUCGAAUUCCAGCCCUGCUUUACCUGCCACGUUUCAGCAUCAUCCUGGCAUUUGCUGAGGAACGAGAGGAUGUGGUGGAUGAGCAUGCCAAGCUCAUAGUGAUGCGCAGAGGCACGUACAACCCAGGCAGACACCAUGUUCAGUGGAGCGGCAUGGAGACCAUUGUCAGUGCACAGCUGGAAGGUCACCGAUCCAUGAAUCCCUGUCCUGUUUAUGAUGAGGUCUCGGGGAAUCUGAUCCUGUUCUUCAUAGCUGUCCCAGGAAAGAUCUCUGAGCACUACCAGCUCAGGACAAAGACCAACCUGGUACGUCUCUGCUAUGUCACUAGCGUGGACCAAGGACACACAUGGAGCCCUGUUCAGGAUAUCACCGAGAGCACCAUCAGCACAGAGUACAAGAACUGGGCCACUUUUGCAGUGGGACCAGGUCAUGGAUUACAGCUGUCCAAUGAGGCCCGGAGCCUUGUGAUUCCUGCCUAUGCCUUUCGUAUCCUUGACCCUAAGCAUCACCCUGUCUCUUAUACCUUCUGCUUCAUCAGCUCUGACCAUGGGAUGACGUGGGAGAUGGGGAACUUUGUGGGAAAAGAGAGUGCAGGGGAAUGCCAGGUAGCUGAGGUACAUCGCUGUGGCAUGAAUGUGCUCUACUGCAAUGCUAGGACCAACAAGGGAGUGAGAAUCCAGGCUGUCAGCCACAACAACGGGGUGGAUUUUGAGGAGGGCCAGCGGGUUGAAAAGCUUGUGGAGCCUCCCUCUGGAUGUCAUGGAAGCAUCGUUGCCUUCCCUCCCCCCUCUGAUGUCUGGUGCCAAGAUAGCUGGUUGCUGUACACUCAUCCUGCGGACCCAAAGGGCCGAAGAGAUUUGGGAAUUUACCUCAACAAAAGCCCUCUAAAUCCAGCACACUGGACAAAGCCAAGCAUCCUCUUCAAGGGCUUGUGUGCUUACUCAGAUCUGCAGUACAUGGGGAUUGGGCCAGAUGGCUCGCCCUUGUUCUCUUGCCUCUUUGAAUAUGGGAUCCAUAAACAAUGUGAAGAGAUAAUCUUUGUAAUGUUCACUUUGAAGCAAGCCUUCCCUUCUGAGUUCUGAGUCUCAAGCUUUUUCAUUGGGAUUCUUCUGAAAACCACCUUUGCUGAUGCUCUUUUCACUAUCAGCUCUCAUCCUUCAGCAAAAGAAUUUUUGUAUUCUUCCUGCGCUGCCGGCUGGGCAUUGUCUUGUAGCAUGCUUACAUCACAAAGUCUAUUAAACAUACUAAAACUAAACAUGUUUGGUCUUGUUUUCUAUUGCCUGUUCCUCUUCUCGU